Folsomia candida is the source of this 4682-nucleotide messenger RNA. Its product is annotated as piwi-like protein Siwi. The transcript has 13 exons. Gene Ontology annotation, biological process: regulatory ncRNA-mediated gene silencing. The record is from RefSeq and is a predicted model, not a curated record. The coding region runs from base 630 to 3659 and encodes 1009 amino acids. Gene Ontology annotation, cellular component: P granule. NCBI's taxonomy places the organism in Eukaryota, Metazoa, Arthropoda, Collembola, Entomobryomorpha, Isotomidae. Gene Ontology annotation, molecular function: protein binding; piRNA binding.
CAGCGUCCAACAAGAACAGUGCACCAGUAGCACCCAUGGCUUUCAGGUAGCCAGGCAGUUAGUCCAGUGGGUCGUUUGCUAAUAAUAGAAUUAUUGUAGAAUUAAGACCCCUCGGAUAAUGUAUCUGGCAGCGAUACCCACUGUCCGCCAUCACCAGAAAAAAGAGCGUGAUUUCAUCAUGGCACAAGUAUUUAGUUAACUAACCGCAUUUUUUUAACGUUUCCAGACCAGUAGUGUCAGCGUUUGUGAAGAAGCAAGAAAAGAAAUUCCAGUCCACAUUCCAUUUCGGUCUUGUUGGAUUGCGUACAAUUUUUGUGUUGUGGUUUAGUGUGUGUAACUAUUUAGAUUUUACAUGAUUUUACUUUUUGACUUGACACGGAUUUUAUGUUAAUUAAUUAGAAUGCAGAUGUAGAACAGUAAUGAAAAAAAAGUUUGUGAAUUUUAUUUCUUGACGACUCCAUUCGAAAGGAGGAAACUAUAUAAUUCCAUGUGACUUGGUUGUUUCGUGUAGUUGUGAUAACGUCGUUCUCGUCGACGAUACAUUUUUUUCGCUAAUCCAAGAACGCGGAAAGUUCUCAUAAACGUUCUUCCUCCGCGAGACAAAGCACGAAAUAAAGAAAUUUUAAAAAAUGAGUUAUUCCGGACGAGGAGGAGAUGAUCGGUGGCAAGAUCGUUCCAGAGGCAGACGAGGCGACGACCCGUACGAUGACCGUGCCCGGAACCGUUCCCGUUAUGCUUAUGAGCCCGAAGACCUGGACGAUGAGCCCGUGAUAAGUCGAGACCUGAGUGGAGAUCGGCACCCAAGUCGAGACCCGAGUCGUGACAGGAUCCCACGAGACCGAUAUGGCGGUGGUCGGGAUUAUGGCGGAGAUUAUGUCGACGGCGUGGGUGGCGACGAGUUCCAUCCGCCAGCAUAUGGGAGCGCUAGUCGUGACUACCGUCCCCCCGGAAGGGGCCGACCCAUCCCUCCAGGUUAUGGUGCCGGAGCAAGUCGAGAUUAUCCUCCGAACGGAGGAGGUAGCAACGGACAUCGGAAUGGGGGUCACCAUGGUGCAGCAAUGCGUCGCUCACCCGACGAGCCGUACGACGAGGUCCCUCGAGGAACAUCUCCCAAACGUCCCCGUGGGGAUGAUGACGCCUCGUACGGCCAAGCUCCGAGCGGAGCGGGUCAUUAUGACCCAGGAGGUCCUUCCCGUGGUGGUGGAAGCGAGGACGGGGGCCGAGGAGGUGGGCGUGGUCGUGGCGGCGGUACUCGAGGUGGACGCGGCCGAGCCCGUCAGACAUACGAAGAGCGUCGUCGCGAGCGCCUGGAGCAGCACGACCUCGUCAUCUCGCGUGGGGUGGACAAGUACGGAGAGAAAAUGAAGAAGAUGGGCGGCACGGGAAGACCUGCGAACCUACUCGCGAAUUACUUUGUCCUCGAGAAACGAACGGACUGGGCAAUUUAUCAUUAUCGCGUCGACUUCCUCCCCGAAGAAAGGGAGACUAGGAUCAAGAAGAAACUCCUCCGUAUACAUCAGGACACUUUGGGAGCGUACAUAUUCGACGGGAGCUCACUCUACUUGUCACACAGGCUUAAUCCAGAUCCUUUGAUACUCUGCUCAGUACGUGAAGAUCAGGAGAAAGUUGAGCUCUCUGUUCGCCUCGUAGCUGAGUUGGCCCCCACUGACGUGAUGUACCUCCAAAUCUACAACAUCAUGGUUCGCAAAUGUCUCGAGUUCAUGGAGUUGGAGGAACUCGGUCGCCACUUCUACGAUCGUCAUCAGGCCAUCAAGAUUGAGGCGCACAGACUCGAACUUUGGCCGGGGUACAAAACAUCGAUGCGGAAUCAUGAGCACGAUGUUCUCCUCGGGGUCGAAAUUACUCACAAAGUUCUCAGAACGGAUAACUGCCUACACGUCAUGACUAGGCUUAGGGGAGGGCAAAAUUAUCGGCACGACAUUAAGGAGGAGCUGGUGGGAUCAAUCGUUAUGACCCAUUACAAUCGAAAAACAUACCGGGUGGACGAUAUCGAUUGGGAUAACUCUCCCGGAGCUACCUUUGACAUGAAGGAUCAUGGCACAGUCACGUUUGCAGACUACUUUGCAAAAAAGUAUGGGCUUCGCUGCACCGACAUGCGCCAACCCAUGUUGGUGUCUCGGCCCAAGAAGCGAGAUUUCCACAGGGGGCAGACCGGACCUGUUUUAUUGGUGCCAGAAUUUUGUCAGAUGACCGGUCUCACCGACGAGAUGAGAUCAAACUUCCAGUUGAUGAAGUCAUUGACUGGGUAUUUACAUGUCAGCCCGGAUCGAAGAGUGGAUGCGGUUAAGAAGUUCAUGGCGAGGUUGAAGCAGGCGCCAGGGGUGAGGGAAGAGCUGAGUCGUUGGGGAUUGAAAUUCAAUGAUAAUCUCGUCCGCGUCAAGGGUCGCGUUGUGGACAGAGAAAAGAUAAUGUUUGGGCAGAAUCAACAUGAAACAGCUUCCGACAAAGCCGACUGGAAUGCUGCAUUUAGAAAUCACGAAAUGGCAUCCACCGUGCCGCUCGAGAACUGGGUAGUGAUCGUACCCCAACGAGAUGCACAAGCGAUUGAUGAGGUCGUAUCAAAAAUGCAACGGGUCGGAGAACCCAUCCGGUUCAGGGUGUCUCGUCCCAGAGAAGUCAUUCGAAUUCCCGAUAUUCGAAUUCCCACCUACUUGGCCGCCAUCGAUCAGGCCAUGUCCAAUCAGAAGGGCAAAAUACAAAUGAUCUUCAUCGUCCUCCCCAGACAAGUGACCGAUAUUUACGCCGCCGUGAAGAAGCGGUGCGCCGUCGACUUUGGCAUCCCAUCGCAAUGUUUUGUCGCCAAGAAUGCCCACAAUCCUCGUGGUUUGAUGAGUAUCGCUACGAAGGUUGUGGUCCAGGUCAAUGCCAAGUUGGGCGGUGAGCCAUGGUUCGUUCAAAUCCCAUUGAAGAAACUGAUGAUUGUCGGGUUUGAUGUGUACCAUUGCGGGAAGAGGAAGGGGGCCAGUGUGGGCGCUAUGGUGGCGACGACCCACGAAACACAAGCAAAGUACUACAGCACCGUCAGCUUCCACAACAGCAAGGAGGAGUUGUCCUCCAACCUGUGUGCCGAUAUGACGAAAUGCAUGUACGCUUUCCAAAAUGUAAACAAAGACUUGCCCGAUCGCAUCAUCAUGUACCGCGACGGGGUGGGCGAAGGCCAGUUGAAUUUCGUCUUUGAGACUGAAAUGAGACAGAUUAAGCAAGCGAUGAAUCAAGUGUACACCGCUGCUGGAAAAGCUCUACCCAAGUUUUCAUUCAUCGUUGUAACAAAAAAGAUUAAUACGCGAAUCUUUGCACAACUGGGUAACGGCAGGAUUGAGAAUCCCGACGCUGGAACGAUAGUUGAUGACGUUAUUACACUUCCGGAGAGAUUCGACUUUUACUUGAUCUCUCAAUUCUCUCGGCAAGGAACCGUCUCACCGGCAUCGUACAACGUGCUCUGUGAUUCACAGGGCUUGGAUGCGGAUAAGAUUCAGCGCUUAACGUACAAGUUAUGCCACAUGUACUUCAACUGGUCGGGGACAGUCACCGUCCCAGCGCCGUGUCAGUAUGCCCACAAACUGGCCUAUCUCACCGGAGUGGCCCUGCAGGGUAACUCCUCCAGCGAAGGGUUGUCCCACUUGCUCCACUUUUUGUAAAGUCGCCAUACUCAAGCGGAGCAGAGGCGUCAUUUUUGCUAUUAAGAGUUAAAACGCCACUGCGAAAAAUCAUGUCAAUCUUUGUAAAUUGACAAAAAUCUGCGAGGCAACUUUAGUCUACAAACAUAUAUACGCACCUCCACAUUGUUAAGUUUGUAAUGUAACCCCGUCUCACAAAAUGUACGCUACAAAAAGGUGGUCUGAGUACCCCUUAACCAUUCAACGUUGCAUUAUUACGUGGCAUUUUUAUAUUUAUAUUCUCUCCUCCAGUCACUUAUCAUAUAAUGAAACUUGUUUUACAAACCGUUUUAAUGCUUAAUAUCAUCAAUAGUCCUAGUUCUCAAUGGUACGUUUAAGCCGUGUCAAUAAUAUGACUUGUCCGGCGCUUAGUUGUUCACUCAUUGUAGUUAAAACAGUAGUAGAUCAAACUGGAAAAUGUAUUGUAAUUGUGUAUUGAUUGAAUCAGUAUGUGUAAUGUAGCUUAAUCCGUAUAAUGAUGAUGUAUACUGCAAUUAGCAUUUUUUGGUGGGCAGGACUUUUACGAAAUUAUCUAAUUGUUUUAAAUGUUUUAAAUGUUGCAUAUUUUAACAGAGUUUCGUUUUUAUUGCAUAGUUUUAUAAAACGGUUUUGCCCGUCUGCCAGUUAGUUUUGUUAGCUUUUGCUUAGUUGAAUGAGUUUCCAGUUCUCCACGAUUUUUUAUGUCACUGCAUUUAUUACCCGUACAUUAUAUUCUGCGUACUGUUAUUCAACGAAAAUGUGUAAGGGAUUAACAUUGUGACUUCCCUUGCUAAUCCGUAAUGAUUUAUUGUCAGUAGUUAGUGAGAAUAUAAUUACAAUCGAAUAAUUAAUAUAAUGAUGUUUACAUAUGUCCACCUGAGUGAGGAACAAGAAAUAUAUAAUUACAAUUACCUCUGUAUUUGUAUAUUUACAAUUAAAUAAUUAUAGUUAAAAGUAUAAUAUUUAUUUAAUAAGAUCUUAUUAAGUAGUAGUAUUGCUGCUAAUAAAGAAUCUUUAUAAACCGUA